ACGGAUCAUCAGGACUACUGUGAGGUAUGUCAGCAAGGUGGUGAGAUUAUUCUGUGCGAUACCUGCCCGAAAGCGUACCAUUUGGUGUGUAUCGACCCGGAUCUCGAAGAACCUCCCGAGGGACGGUGGUCGUGUCCAACGUGUGAGGCAUCCGGAAUACCGCAAAAGGAAGAUGAAGAAGAGAAAGCAGUGAAAACAAACAUGGAAUACUGUCGUAUAUUGAUAUUGAAGGAUGUUGGGUGGUUGUUGUGUUGCGAUACGUGUCCAAGUUCGUAUCACGCGUACUGUUUGAAUCCACCGCUAACAGAAGUACCCGAAGGCGAGUGGUCAUGCCCGAGAUGUUUGUGUCCUGAACCGAAGAACAGACCUGAGAAGGUGUUGUCGUGGCGUUGGGUGGAACUCGAGUAUCCACCACCGAUGACUGAAGAAGAACAAAAGGUUUUGAUUUUGAUUUGA
Anisakis simplex (herring worm) is the source of this 456-nucleotide messenger RNA. Lineage: Eukaryota; Metazoa; Nematoda; Chromadorea; Rhabditida; Anisakidae. The record is from the annotation of a GenBank genome assembly.